Molecule: messenger RNA, 405 nt
Organism: Symbiodinium natans
Lineage: Eukaryota; Dinophyceae; Suessiales; Symbiodiniaceae
Source: the annotation of a GenBank genome assembly
AUGGGUUGGGGACUUGCUGCAGACUUGCCUGCCGAAGUUGUUGCGGGGCUUGGGGCCAGAAGCACUUGCAGGAUCUGGUGUCAAAAGUUCAGAUGCUAUGUCAUGGGGGCAGCCGCUGCCAUCAACAUGUGUAAAGGCUGGCAGACUGCGACGUGCAGGUCACUGACACGCAGUCCGAUACUGAGGAAGCAGGGAGAAACAUGGAUGAUUCAGCUCUCCAAUCGCAUUGGCACCAAAUCCACAAUGCCUUGCCCCGAGGCCCAGCUUGACAGCCCCUCUCGGCCUCCUGGUCGCCACAAGCAGCAGUGCCUUUAUGGCUGCUGCGUUUAUCGUGAGGGCCUAUUUUGCCAAGAAUCCAUACUUGGCCAGAAUGCAAGCCUCCAAAUCGUUUGCCCAGAAUAUUGA